Molecule: messenger RNA, 3890 nt
Organism: Dunckerocampus dactyliophorus (ringed pipefish)
Lineage: Eukaryota; Metazoa; Chordata; Actinopteri; Syngnathiformes; Syngnathidae
Product: fibroblast growth factor 6-like
Exons: 5
Coding region: 573-1145 (190 amino acids)
Biological process (GO): animal organ morphogenesis; regulation of cell migration; fibroblast growth factor receptor signaling pathway
Cellular component (GO): cytoplasm
Molecular function (GO): growth factor activity; fibroblast growth factor receptor binding
Source: RefSeq, a predicted model, not a curated record
UUAUGUACUAAAUAUAUUAACAUAAUAACGUAAUAGGGUGAUUUUAACUUGAGUUGGAGGUCAUCACAUGACGCAGGCGUCCUCAUCAACGGACUAGCUGCCAUGUCUGCUGGGUUACUCCACAGAAGAGAAUUUAAACUCACCGUCGUCGUCAAAGUCCCUGGACUCGCAGUAAUUGACAGUCUUUGUCUUCCUGAGUUGGGGUCCAAUAACAACACCUCAUCCAUGCUGAGGCACCACCGUGCCUUGCAAUGAGAAGAACUGGAGCUUCAGCCAGCCAAGUCACAGUGAUGUCAUUUAGAGGGAUGACAACGUCAGCAGCGCCAAGGUGAGCUGCCUCUGCGGUGUCCCUCCAUCGGCCGGCCGGCAAACGAGGCGGCGAAAGAUGCUCGUCGCCACCGGCACCACUUCAAGCUCGGACUCGCUCCCUCCCUCCCGGAUCCCGGGCCAUGGGGCCUUGAGUUGCCUUCACCCCCCCAAUGUCACAGGACGAGAAGUAGGACGAGGUGCGUUUUUAGGGCAGGUGACAGCUUGCCCCCCCGAGUUGGACUGCGCAAAGGCGCCUCUGCAGCAUGACGAGCGGGGCCAGGACGCUGCCGGCCGCUCUGCUACUCUGGACAUGUCUCUGGGGGGUGGUCGCCCCGAAUAGGACUAAUGGCACCGACUUGGAGCGGCGCUGGGAGACCUUGUUCUCCCGGUCCUACCUCGGCCUACCUGGGGGGCGGGCGGAGCUGAGUUGGCAGAGCGACUACCUGCAGGGCAUCAAGCGGGUGCGCCGCCUCUACUGCAACGUGGGCAUCGGCUUCCACCUGCAGGUGCUGCCGGACGGAACUAUCGGCGGUGCCCACCUGGAAGACCCGUACAGUCUCAUCCAGAUCGCCAGCGUGGACCGAGGAGUGGUCAGCUUGUUGGGCGUAAAGACGGAGUUCUUUGUGGCCAUGAGCCGCAGGGGGAGGCUGUAUGGGACGAGGCUGUUUGGCGCCGAGUGCAAGUUCAAGGAGACGCUGCUGGCCAACAACUACAACGCCUACGAGUCUUUUGUUUACAAGGGCUUCUACGUGGCCCUCAGCAGGCAUGGACGUGCGCGGCGAGGCGACAAGGCCACCACCGCCUCCACCGGCACGCACUUCCUCCCUCGGCUGUGACGCCACUGUUUGCACACGUGGACUCUUUCUUUUCUCCAGGUAACACACCACAUAGACGCCAAUGUGACCGGGCCGGGAGGGGGCCCAAAUAUUUCUUCUAUGCUAUCUUUGUACUUGUAUGCCACACUGUGCUGCUUCUUGGGCAUUCGGUGCUUGCUCAAACUACACCCUACGGACAAAAGUAUCGGGACACAUCUCCACCUUUUCCUCCUGCAGGUGUCCCAAUACUUUAUUCCGCAGAGUCGACAUGGAAGAAAAGCAACUUUAAUAAAUGUCUCGAAUUACCUCAAAGCACAGCGUUACUAGAUGAAGGCUGCAUGGGUGAGUGUGAGCGUGUGACUUCAAUGCACUACUUUGCUUGGAAGACUUAAAGGUGCCUUGGUGUCAACCCCCCACACCCCCACCCCACAACCCGCCCCUUUCAACUAGCAUGUAAGAGACACCCGACAGAGUCAAAAAUAGGAAUGACGACCCAGAACCUGGGCCUCAAGCUGGCGGGGGGAUUUAAAAGAUCUCUGGUUCUUUGCUGUAAUUGGAUCGAUUAAGUAAUGGAGAGUGAGACCUCCGUAGAUCUUCCAUACUUGACAAGGAUCAAAUGUGAGCUGUAGAAAUGUUUAGAAAUAAAAGUGUAAAUAUUACUUUAAAAUCAUGUAAUGCUUUAGUCACAAUCAAGAAGGAGGGGUGUGUCCUUGACCUUUAACCUUUCAGUGUGUGUGAGAUUGGUGAUGAGUGGGUGGCAUGCAGGAUGCAGUAAAAGGUCAAUGCAGCAAAUGAUGUCAUGGGUUAUUCUAUUGUGGUCACUAGCAAGCCAAGACAAUAAAAUAAUUGAUUAUUAUUUUUUAAAUGAAACUGGCUGAGGCUCGGAGCUAACUAUCUUCAUCAAGUGCGAGCGCAAUGAACACACGUCGACAUGUAAAAACAAUCCACGGACAAAGUCAGUCCAGUACAUACAGUGGUGUGAAAAAGUGUUUGCCCCCUUCCCGAUUUCUUUUUUUUUUUUUUGUCACACUUAAAUGUUUCAGAUCAUCAAACAAAUGUAAAUAUUAGUCAAUGACAACACAACUCAACACUAAAUGAAGUUUUUAAAUGAAACUCUUUAUUAAGGGAGAAUAAAAAUCCAAAGCUACAUGUCCCUGUGGAAAAAGUGAUGGCCCCCUAAAGCUAAUAAGUGGUUGGGCCCCCCUUAGCAGCAACAACUGCAAUCAACCUGCAAUGAGUCUCUUCCAGCGCUGGGGAGGAAUUUUGCAGAAUUGUUGUCAUUCAUGAAGCGCUUUUUUAAGGUCAUGCCACAGCAUCUCAAUAGGAUUCAGGUCAGGACUUGGACUAGAUCACUCCAAAGUCUUCAGCCAAUCAGAGGUGGACUUGCUGGUGUGUUUUGGAUCAUUGUCCUGCUGCAGAACCCAAGUUGCUUUCAGCUUGAGGUCACCAACAGAUAGCCGGACAUUCUCCUUCAGCAGAAUUCAUGCUUCCGUUUAUCACAGCAAGUCUUCCAGUUCCUGAAGCAGCAAAACAGCCCCAGACCAUCACACUACCACCACCAUAUUUUACUGUUGGUAUGAUGUUCUUCUGAAAUGAGGCGUUAUUUUUACGCCAGAUGUAAUGGGACACGCACCUUUCAAAAAGUUCAACUUUUGUCUGGUCAGACCACAGAGUAUUUUCCCAAAGGUUUUGGGGAUCAUCAAGAUGUUUUUGGCAAAAUUGAGAUGAGCCUUAAUGUUUUUGUUCAGCAGUGGUUUUGGUCUUGGAACUCUGCCAUGCAGGCUGUUUUUGCCCAGUGUCUUUCUUAUGGUGGAGUCAUGAACACUGACCUUAACUGAGGCAAGUGAGGCCUGCAGUUCUUUGGAUGUUGUUGUGGGGUCUUUUGUGACCUCUUGGAUGAGUCAUUGUUGCACUCUUGGAGUCAUUUUGGUUGGUCGGCCACCCCUGGGAAGGUUCACCACUGUUCCAUGUUUUGUCACUUCUGGAUAAUGGCUCUCACUGUGGUUAGCUAGAGUCCCAAAGCUUUAGAAAUGGCUUUAGAACCAAUUAAUCUGUUAUGUUUUAACACACCUUUUCACACAGGGCUGUGUAGGUUUGGAUUUUUUUCUCCGUUAGUAAAAAAAAGUUUCAUUUAAAAACUGCAUUUUGUGUUGAGUUGUGUUGUCAUUGACUAAUAUUUACAUGAGUUUGAUGAUCUGAAACAUUUAAGUGUUGUCAAACAUGGAAAAAAAUAAGAAAUCAGGAAAGGGGCAAACACUUUUUCACUAAACUGUACAUGCUAACUUCACCCAGCCUGGGGAACCUCACUCCAUCCUGCACCCAUCCAUAAGAACAGAAGGUCUGACAAAGUCCAUAUUAUGAAAUAUAAAAUGCCAUAAAUUCAUAAUUUCUUAGACCCAUCAAAUUCACGUGGCGCCAAAAAAAAAAAAACAAGUCAAACAAAUGAAAUUCAAAACUUGCAUGAGCACUUCUCUUGUUGAGCAGCAAUUUCUGCUUCCUGGUUGUGUCAAAAUAAACAUCAAUAAAACAACAUGGAGCCGCUUUCAGCCUCGACCAAAAAUAAGUUGAUGUUUUUGUUUUGUUGUUGUUUUUUUUAAAAGAAGGAUAUAAUAUAUUCAAUGUACUGCUGCAUGAGCCCAUAUGAGCGCCGUCACCUGCUGCCUUAUAGUUUGGAUGUAUCUUUAUUUUUGUACAUAUGUGCUGUGCACAGCCCUCCACUGUAUUCCUGAUGACAAACCAAUAAAAAAACAAAUUUUAGAACUGGUC